UAAAAAGACUAGAAAACCCAAUAGGGCUUGUUGGUUCAGACCUACCAAAAAGAGUACAGAGUCCAUUUGGAUUUGGAAGAACACCAGUUUCAGGCAACGAUUUAAAAGUGUCGGUUCAAGAGACCAAACUUCAGAUGCCAUUCAACCCUAGAAUUCAAACUAACCGUGGUCCCUUUAAGUUCAGAACAUUUUUCAAAAUACCUCCCAGUUUUAUAAAAACUGGUUCUAGCCCGCAUGGGAACAAUGUAAUUGGUAUUGUUAAGACCAAUGCUAAGGUUUAUCCGAUACCUAUAUUCCCAGGGGCCAUCAGUGGAAAUAUAGGGGAACCUGUUAAUCGACAGACAGAUAGUGGAUUAGAUAUAUUUAAUGGUAAUGAAUUUAGUGCGUUCUUGGAUCCAACUACCAAUCUCCCAGUCGGGUUUACUGUAAAGAAAUUCGAUUAUGAAGUAGGCAGCGUUGUUGAUCUGCUUCAAAAUAAUAAACCGAGGACUGUGAAGGAAAAGAAAAAGGUCGCAGUGGUGUCUAAAGAAAACAAAAGAGAGGGGAGUGGAGUACUUAAGCUCUUGGACAAUGAUGCCAUUGUUAAAAAGAUUGUAACUGUACUUCGCAGAAAGGGCCCUUUGAAACCAAAUGAAAAUGAGUUAGUAAUUCCACCAAAUAUUAUUGAUUCAAAGAGUAGGAACAACAUAAUCUUGUACUUAAAGGAUUUAAAAACGAGGAAGCACAACAGUACACCCAAAAUUCCUUUAGAUUUAAUAAAACUCCUGAAAAACCCAGUUUUCGUUCGUUACAUAAAGAGAACUAACCCUGUAACAAGCAACAAUACAAUGAACAUUCCGGAGACAAACAAAGUAGGUUUGAUUUUUGACAGAAUUGGUGUAUCUGGGGAACCUAUUCAGAAGAAAAAGGAAACACUAGCAUCUGAAUCUAAUUCCUCUCCCACCACGAAAAGCAAUACCAAAGUCAUGACUUCCAAAUCCAAGAAAGCUAAAGCAUUCCUCAACACAAAGCAAAUGCCUCCAAUUGUGCCGAAGAGUAGAGCUAGGGUGAUCAAAAAGAAUGAACCUGUAAUUUCUCUUCCCCCAGUCCCAGUUCUGAAGUUUGAUAGUAUUUUAGACCUAAAGCAACGGAAACCGCUAAAAAUGAAUCUUACCAAAGAGAUAUGUAGAGGCUGUACACUAGAUGGGGGGUUAGGAUACGCUAACCAUCCCAGUCGCUGUGAUCGCUUUGUCGUCUGCUACCCGGGAGAGGGCGGGAAUCUUGUUCCAAUAGAACAAGAGUGUGCCUAUGGUUUGUUCUGGAGUCAAACUGCUUUAACUUGUCGGCUGCCUAAAGAUGUGCUUUGCCCUUAUGAUAAAUGCCGCAAAAGUGCCGAGAAACGUCAAUACCCCCACGAAGGAAAUUGCAAGGCUUUCUGGGAGUGUCGUGACGGAUAUUCUGUCCCCCAGUGUUGUCCCUCGGGAAUGGCAUUCAGGGAGGGGAAGGGAUGUGUGAAAAAUGUCGGAUUUUGCAAAAGCAGGUGCCCCAUUGGCGAGAGUGAAAUACAGCCAGUAUUUUGGCAAGGUGAAUGCGACAAACGUGCAGUUCCAGGAAGUCCGGACAAAUUCGAGCGCCAUGUGUAUUUCCAAUCAAAUCCAGGUGUUGCCGGGCGGAUCCAGCAGGAGUGGAUGGUCCAGCAGUGUUCACCAGGCACGGAAUUCCGGCCUGAGGUCUGUGACUGUCGGGCCUCAGAAACAUUGACAAAUCUUUUACUUGGAAAACGAGUUUGUUCCCCUGAUGUGUACUUACCGUUCACGCACGGCUUGAGUGACGAGUCCAUUGCCAGAACACAUGUCCGUGCCGACAACGUUACCAUGACAACCAGCGGCACAGCAUGCUUCAGUGGGCAAUCCGUAUUGGCAAUGGCUAGGUUUGCCAAUAUGGACCUUGGUUCAUAUCUUUACGUAAAAAUAAGAUAUCGGCAUGUAUUAUCUAAUCCAAAGAACGAAGUACUCCUCUACAAUGGCGACUGUGAAAGGAAGCCAUCUUUGAUUCUGGGCAGUACUGCGGAUGGAAACUUUGUUUCUGUUUUGUCAACUACUGGAGAGAUGCACACAAUUAAUGUUAAAUCCCCGAUUCCAGCAAUAGAAUGGAGAAGAGUUGCCCUGGUAAUAGAUAACGGUAAUAUCAAAUUGACGUCAGAUUCACAGACGGCAGAAAAGAAUGCAGUUGGCGUGGUAGAGCGUGCUCAAUGCGGUAUGAAAAUCGGAUGGGGAGAGGGAUAUGAACAUUUUAAUGGCUGCAUCGAUGACUUUACCUUGUACAGAUGUAAACCAGACAGACCAAUCGGCAGCUAGGACCUCUCAGUGUAAUAGCCUCAAAGAAAUCCAUCCCCAUCUUCAUUGAUACCAAGUGAAAUUAAAUUCGCUGAAAAUUUAUAUAUUUGAAACAUUAUUUAUUUUUGUACCUAAUUCAUUGUCAGUAUUUUUGUAGAACCUAACAAACAUGUGUACAUUUACGCAGUUGUACAUGAUUUUCAUGACGUUAUAAUAUACAUUGUAUGUUGGAUUCUGAAGUAUUAUGUAAAUAUAAAGUUAGGGAGUUUAGCCAAUGAACAGAACUUUAUGGUUGUAUUUAAA
Saccostrea echinata is the source of this 2618-nucleotide messenger RNA. RefSeq lists its product as uncharacterized. NCBI's taxonomy places the organism in Eukaryota, Metazoa, Mollusca, Bivalvia, Ostreida, Ostreidae. The coding region runs from base 135 to 2336 and encodes 733 amino acids. The record is from RefSeq and is a predicted model, not a curated record. Gene Ontology annotation, molecular function: chitin binding. Gene Ontology annotation, cellular component: extracellular region. The transcript has 8 exons.